AAUUAAUGUUUGAUUCACAUAAUCUUAUUCCCAAAUUAACCCACAAAACUUCAACCAAUACGUUUUCUCUGUUCAUCAAUUUUGAUCAUCUCAUCCUCAACAUUAAUCUCCAAAUCACAAUCAACCAUCAAACCUCAACAAUCCUAUUCAAAAUCAUGUCGAAAACCUUACAUUUUUCGACCCUUUUUUCCAACAUAAUGUGACAUUCAGAUGGUGAACAAUGGAAGAAGAAAAUGGGUUAUCGAAUUCGAGGGUUGUUAGAGAUCUGUCCGAAGAGUUGAUCGGAAUCAUUGAAGGUGCUAAAUCGAUUGGAGAGUUUCGAUUAACGCAGAGGAAAGAAAGCCAAACCUUAGGACGGCGAUUGAGGCUUUGGCUGCCCUUGUUGGAAGAGCUUAGAGAUCUCGAUGCUCAUUUUCCCGAGAUUUGUAUCUCGUGUUUGCAUAAGUUGAAGAAAUCGUUUAUUCUCGCCAAGAAAUUGUUGAAAACUUGUCAGGCCGGAAGCAAAAUCUAUCUGGUAUUGGAGGCUGAUGCAAUGGUAACUAGAUUCAAUACUGUUUAUGAUAAAUUGAGUCAAGCAACAGAUGGAUUUCCGUAUGAAGAAAUUGGAAUUUCUGAAGAAGUUAAAGAACAGUUGGAGCUAAUGUGUAUGCAACUCAAGAGAGCCAAACAGAGUAAAGACACUCAAGAUAUGGAACUAACCAUGGAUAUGAGGGCAGUAUUGUCAUACGACAACGAUCGAAUCGCCGAAUGCAAGAGCAUUGAAAAGCUAGCAAACAGAUUGUCUUUAAAUACUCUUGAGGAUUUGAGGAUUGAAACUGUGGCUAUAAGAAAACUUGUGAAAGAAAGAAGAGGACAGAAUGCAGAAGGAACUCAAAACAUCAUAGAUCUUCUUGAUAGAUUUAAAAGAUUUGCAGGAAUUGAGCAGGUUAAUGUUCUCGAAGAUCCUGUUCCGUGCAAUAGAUCGCUGCAAAAAAGCACUUCCAUUGCGAUACCGUUUGAGUUCUUGUGUCCGAUCACGCUGGAAAUAAUGAGGGAUCCUGUUAUUGUUGCCACUGGUCAGACAUAUGAGAGAGCAAACAUACAACAAUGGUUAGACUCUGACCGCAGAUGCUGCCCGAAAACCGGACUACCAUUAGCGCACACCGCGUUAGCACCAAACGUCGCGUUACACAACUUAAUACAACAAUGGUGCGAAACCAACAACUACCAAAUCCCGAAAAAAUCACCACCUCCACCACCUAAGAAAGCACACAGUGAAAAAGUUGUCAUCUUGAUACAAAACUUAACUUCAAGCCAAUUACAAGUACAACGAAAAGCGGUCACCAAGAUCCGUAUGAUCUCACGAGAAUCCCCCGAAAAUAGAGUUUUAAUAGCCGAAAAAGGCGGGAUUCCACCCCUUGUCCAUCUUCUUUCAUACCCGGAUUCCAAAAUCCAAGAACACGCUGUAACCGCACUUCUAAACCUCUCAAUCGACGAAAAGAUCAAGAAACAAGUAUCGGAACAAGCACCAAUUCCGGCUAUAAUCGAAAUCCUUCAAUACGGAACUAUUGGAGCUAAAGAAAACUCAGCAGCAGCAUUGUUUAGCUUAUCAAUGCUUGAUGAAAACAAAACGUUAAUCGGGGCAUCAAACGGGAUCCCACCGUUGAUUGCUUUGUUAGCGGAAGGAACGAUUCGAGGCAGAAAAGAUGCAGCCACAGCUUUGUUUAACUUAACCAUUUCACAGUCAAACAAAGCCAAGGCUAUAGAAGCGGGGGCGAUCAAACCGUUGGUAUCGAUUCUGGAUAACAAAGGGUUAGAUAUGGUUGAUGAGGCUCUUUCUGUUUUGUUACUGCUAGCAGAACAUCCUGAUGGGAGGAAAGAGCUUGGACAACUUAGUUUUAUUGAAACAUUAGUUAAGUUUAUGCGCGAAGGGACCCCGAAGAAUAAAGAAUGUGCAGCGUCGGUCCUUCUAAAACUUUGUGAGAAUAAUAACAACAAUCUGGUGGUUGCGCUUCAGUAUGGGGUGUAUGAGCAUGUAUCGGAGCUUUCGCAGAAUGGGAGUAAACGAGGGAAAAAGAAGGCGGUGGCAAUGUUGCAGCUUAUGAGCAAAAGCGGACAGAUCCCGAGCUAUAACAAUGUAAGGUAACAUUGGUUUGGUUGUGUAUUUACAGUUGUGUUAGUUAUGUGGAACGGUCGCGUUAUACAUGUUAUUAGUAUUGUAAGGGCAUGUAGAUUGAUUACUAGUAAUAUGAAUAAUACGUCACUAAAAAGGAUUUUUGGUCAUCC
Helianthus annuus (common sunflower) is the source of this 2265-nucleotide messenger RNA. RefSeq names its product U-box domain-containing protein 15. The record is from RefSeq and is a predicted model, not a curated record. Gene Ontology annotation, cellular component: nucleus; cytoplasm. NCBI's taxonomy places the organism in Eukaryota, Viridiplantae, Streptophyta, Magnoliopsida, Asterales, Asteraceae. Gene Ontology annotation, biological process: cell surface receptor signaling pathway; protein ubiquitination. The transcript has 4 exons. Gene Ontology annotation, molecular function: protein binding; ubiquitin-protein transferase activity. The coding region runs from base 221 to 2125 and encodes 634 amino acids.